AUGUCUCCUAAAUGUGCGAAGUGUUUAGGCGGUACAAAUGUCAAAGAUAAGGAUAGUGUAUUACGUUGCAGUCGUUGUGAUAUUGUCGUACAUGUAAAGUGUAUUUCUACUAGUGAUAGUUUACUUGAUGCUUUGAAAAACUGCAGUGGUCUGAAAUGGUUCUCUGAUAGUUGUGUGAAGCUUCCGUUCAACUUAGAUUCACUCUCAAAAUCAGUUGAUGCUAGUAGACAAGAUAUAUUGGAUAAAAUUGACAGUAACAAAAAUGAGAUGAUAACAAGACUUGAGAAACUGGAUGAAGUCAACACUCAGGUUCGAUCAGAAAUAGUCAGUUUAAAAAUGUUGAUAACUUCUAACGAAAAUAAAUUAGUUGAUAUUGAUCGCACAGAUACUUCAAUUCGUCAUGACAUCAAGAGUUUAAAGCAAGAAAUGAGUACUACUUUCGCCAGCAUUGUCAGUAAAGAAGUUAAAAAAAAUACUGAAAUAAUUAACAAUGAAGUUAGAACCGUUCAGAAAGUGUUGACUGAAGUGAAUGAGAUGAAAAACAGAGAGUCAAACCUGAUGGUUUUUCGCUUAGUUGAGAGCGACAAUGAUCGCACUGAUGUUAUGAAGAUAUUGCAACAUUUGGUUGAAGACAUUUCAGAGAAGGAUGUUCUAAGAACUACCAGGCUAGCUGAUAAAUUUGCCGGUGUUGGACUAUGUGAUGAUUUGACAAAGGAACAGAGGCAGGAGUAUAAAACGUUUGUUGAAAAAGCUAAAUCAAUGCAAUCUGAUGAUAAAGAGAAUUUUUUUUAUACCGUGUCAGAGGACCAGUUGGAAGAUGGAAGAUAA
This is a messenger RNA of Helobdella robusta, 828 nucleotides long. RefSeq lists its product as hypothetical. The record is from RefSeq and is a predicted model, not a curated record. The transcript has 2 exons. Bases 1 to 828 code for a protein of 275 amino acids. Lineage: Eukaryota; Metazoa; Annelida; Clitellata; Rhynchobdellida; Glossiphoniidae.